This is a messenger RNA of Haliotis rufescens (red abalone), 1953 nucleotides long. RefSeq names its product probable low-specificity L-threonine aldolase 2. Gene Ontology annotation, biological process: glycine biosynthetic process; L-threonine catabolic process. Gene Ontology annotation, molecular function: L-allo-threonine aldolase activity. Bases 287 to 1489 code for a protein of 400 amino acids. NCBI's taxonomy places the organism in Eukaryota, Metazoa, Mollusca, Gastropoda, Lepetellida, Haliotidae. Gene Ontology annotation, cellular component: cytosol. The transcript is spliced from 10 exons. The record is from RefSeq and is a predicted model, not a curated record.
GGCCAGGCACCAUGAGGGUUACGUCGCGCCUGUAUUUGUUUCUUGCACACAGAUCUAGCGAAUUUCCAGCAGUUAGAAUGGACUUUCACUUUGUGUGAGUUCACGGAGCCUUCAAAGUCGUGCAGUCUUUCAGGCUGAGAAAAGUAGGCUAGAUCUAGCUCUGAUUUGACCUUCCACGGUCAGAUCACGGUUAACCAGUGACAACAAAAUCUAGCCUAAACGAGGUCAACUUUAGGAGCUUGGGCUGUCCCUUCAUAUCGCACUCUACAGCUGACAACGCACGGAUAUGACAAGUCGGCUCGUGAGACCAGCCCUUCAGCCAUUAAAGAUGCAAUAUCAAGUGCGUUCUUACAAUGGCUCCACUUCCGCCAGGCCAACUAAAGAUGGCUGCCAUGUCGUGGACCUGCGUAGUGACACCGUUACUAAACCAACAACAGCGAUGCGACAAGCCAUGGCCACUGCUGAAGUUGGUGAUGAUGUCAUGGGCGAAGACCCUACUGUAAAUGAACUUCAAAGACGAUGUUCCGCUUUGUUUGGAACUGAAGAUUCUCUCCUGGUACCGUCAGGAACUAUGGGCAACCUUAUUUCAGUGGUCAACCAUUGUCAAGGGCGAUUCCAGGAAGCCAUUGUGGGUGAUCGGUCACAUAUGUUUCUGUAUGAAGUUGGCAGUAUGGCACAGUUUGCAGGGGUACAGUGUUACACAGCCCCCAACCAGGCAGAUGGUACGAUCCUGCUGGAGGAUAUCCGCAACCGUAUUCGGGUCAAGGACGAUGAUCAUCUCCCAUGGACCAAGCUCAUCUGUCUUGAAAAUACCCAAAACAAGUGUGGGGGCAAAGUAUUACCACUGAGCUACCUAGCAGAGGUGAAGAGUCUAGCGAAUGAGAAGGGUGUGAAACUUCACCUUGACGGAGCCAGGGUGUUCAAUGCGGCCACAGCCCUGGAUGUGCCUGUCUCGGACAUUGUACAACAUGUGGACUCUGUCAGUGUUUGUUUCUCAAAGGGGCUUGCAUGUCCAGUUGGCUCUAUACUUGCCGGAACAAAAGACUUCAUCUCCAUGGCACGGAGAACAAGAAAAGCUCUGGGAGGUGGUAUGAGACAAGCAGGCAUACUUGCUGCAGCCAUGUUGUCGUCUCUUGAUACAAUAGUGCCUCGCCUCCACGAAGAUCACUCCAGGGCAAAGAAGAUAGCUGAAGGUAUCAUGGCAUCCCCAUCGAACAAAGUGGUUGAAGUCGACGUUCCUGGCGUACAGACCAACAUCUUUAUGAUUGAGAUGACCAAGUCAGGGGGGUUAACUCCGGAUAAACUGUGUCAGAGAAUGAGUCAGGUUACGGAUGCCGAGAGGGGUCAUCUAGGAUCUAGUGUAUCAGCACUAAUGUACCCAUUUUCAGAAACCGGGGUCCGUCUGGUCACCCACAAUGACAUCACUGACGAGGAUGUGGACCGCACAAUCAGCAAGUUUCAGUAUGUCCUCGCGGAACUGUCACAGUGAUCAGAAUGCAUGAUACUUCAGGAUCAGCACUGAACUUUUUGUUGGAGGUAUCAGAGCUUUACCCCAUGGUCAUUCAGCAAGGGUUUGUUUGUUUGUUUGUUUGUUUGUUUGUUGUUUAAUGCAACCCUCAGCAAUACUCCAGCAAUAUCCCAACUGAGUCUGGACCAGAAUCCAGUGAUUGUAACCAUAAGGUUACAAGGACCAAUUCUUACCCUGAAUCCCCAUGGCAUAAUUCAGCUAAUGGCUUCUACUGCUGAUACUCACAGAAGUGAUGACAAUACCUGCAUUGUGACCCGGGAAUAGGAGUGAGUGGUUGGGACCAAGUGUUUGUAGGGUAGAGUUUUUAUUUUGUUUAUUUGUUGUUUAACGCCGCACUCAGCAAUAUUCCAGCUAUAUGACAGCAGUCUGUACAUAAUCGAAUCUGGACCAGAAAAUCCAGUGAUCGACAUCAUGAGCUUCGAUUC